Populus euphratica (Euphrates poplar) is the source of this 1761-nucleotide messenger RNA. Its product is annotated as 3'-5' exoribonuclease 1-like. The coding region runs from base 150 to 1379 and encodes 409 amino acids. Lineage: Eukaryota; Viridiplantae; Streptophyta; Magnoliopsida; Malpighiales; Salicaceae. Gene Ontology annotation, molecular function: 3'-5'-RNA exonuclease activity; zinc ion binding; nucleic acid binding. The record is from RefSeq and is a predicted model, not a curated record. The transcript is spliced from 5 exons.
UAAUAUUAAAUGAAAACUACGUAAAAAAAAAAACAGUCUCCUAUAAGCGUAACCUCCCUCGCUCUCUCUCAUUUCCAAAUCACACCAGGUGGGCUGAAUAGAGGAAGAUCUGAUGUACUUGCUGGUGGAUCUUAAUUAUACACAAGAUCAUGAUGGCCCUUGAAAAUAAAGAAACUAUGCAAAGGAGCUGUGAGGCCUCCUUAAAAUGCCUCCAAAUCAAGGGAUUCCCUUGUGGGAAUACCUUUGAAAGCCUUCCUAGGUUUAAAAAAGAAAUUGGUGCUCACCUAGGCGGGGAUGUUGUUGAACCAGUUCACUCACUAAGCAGCGAGUUUCUUGAACUUCCAAGUGAAUUUCAGAACAAACCUGCCUACCAUCAUGAUUCUGGCUCAUGGUCUACCUUUUAUCCAGACUCUCAAAAGAUGCCGCCAUGCCAAAUGAAUUGUUUUGAAAGCCAAUUUUAUCCCUUUCCUUUGGAGACUCAAUUUCAGUAUGCUCCUUCUAAUAUUUUUUCUCAAGGUUAUCCAUGUGAGAUCCAGUUACAAGAUUUUCAGUAUUUUGUGGUCAUAGACUUUGAGGCUACUUGUGACAAGGAAAGAAAUCCUCAUCCACAAGAGAUAAUUGAGUUUCCAUCUGUCAUUGUGAGUAGUGUCACUGGCCAACUAGAAGCAUGUUUUCAGACAUAUGUGCGGCCAACAUGCAAUCAGCUCUUGAGUGAUUUCUGCAAGGAUCUGACUGGUAUCCAGCAAAUCCAGGUGGACAGAGGUGUUACUCUUAGUGAGGCACUCCUCAGGCAUGAUAAAUGGCUUGAGAAUAAAGGGAUAAAAAAUACGAGCUUUGCUGUGGUGACAUGGUCGAACUGGGAUUGUCGGGUGAUGUUGGAAUCUGAGUGCCGAUUCAAGAAAAUCAGGAAGCCUCCUUAUUUUAAUCGAUGGAUCAACUUAAAAGUUCCUUUCUGUAAAAUAUUUGGUGGUGCCAGAUCUCUGAAGGAGGCGGUUGGGAUGGCAGGCCUAGAAUGGCAGGGCCGUGCUCACUGUGGAUUGGAUGAUGCCAAAAAUACUGCUCGGCUGCUUGCCCUGCUCAUGCAUCGGGGUAUCAGAUUCUCCAUCACCAACUCACUGAUGUGGAACACAACUGACAUUUCAUUGCCAUGCAAGCAGUCCCCUGAGAACCUGUCCUUUUCACCACAUCAACCCCAAAAGCUGAAGGAAAUGUGUGUUCCUGUUUUCCCGUAUCACCCCUUUUGUUUCUGUGGGGUGAAAAGCAGCAAGGGAAUGGUUCGAAAGCCUGGACCGAAGCAAGGUAGCCUGUUCUUUGGUUGUGGCAACUGGACUGCCACUAGAGGUGCACGCUGUCAUUACUUUGAAUGGGCAUCUCCUUGACUAAGAUUAUGGAAAACCUGUUUAGCUUUGGACUCCGCAUCCUAUAUUCUGUCGGGAUGCACUGUGAAAAAAAUGACAUAAAAAAAAAGGAAGAUUGAAAGUAAUGUAGUAGGUUGUCUCCUAGUGAACAAAAUAUAAAUAGUUGGCUCAAUUGGUGGAGGGUUUGGGAAACAUCAGAGCGGGAGGAGAGCUGCAACCUGUAAAGCUGACUUGUUGACUGGAGAACAAAUUGGUAAAUGUUUGAUGGGUAGUUAGGAUGAUGCUUUUUACAUGCAUGGACAUGCUAAGUUAUUGUUAUGAUAAAUAACCCGUGAGAUAGGGACAAUUCGAUUUCCUAUGCAUCUCUAAUGGGAGCGGAUAGAGUUGCUUGCCCAAAUUUCUC